GAUCAGAACGUAAAAAUGAAUUUGAAGUCUUAUUGGUCAGAGGCGUUCAAAAUAUACAGAAAGUUUCAUAUCCUAGUAUCAGAAGUUGGAUAACUAGCAUAGUGAUCAGUCCAUAUCAAGAGCUAAGUUCUACUAUGCAGACCCAGCAGAAACUAACAUUUGAAUUGGUGAAUAGAAUCUUAGUAGGUGAAUUUGUGGCACUCCACAGGAACGUCUGGAAAGCCAUUAUGAAUGAGUUUGAUAGAUUGUAUGGUGCAAUUAAUAAAGUUCAUGACGAUUUUCUUGGUUGCUUUCACACCAUCAAGCACGUUAUAACUGUGAAUUCAAAUUAUCUUAUCCUUUCAAAUCCUAAUUUAUCUAAAAAGCAAGUGCAAAAGCUUUUCGAAAAGUUCAAAUUAGAACAUAAGUUUAAAGUUUGUCCAGAUGUUAUUGAAGAUAUCUACUUGCAGACAAAUGGAUAUGUUUAG
Molecule: messenger RNA, 467 nt
Organism: Funneliformis caledonium
Lineage: Eukaryota; Fungi; Glomeromycota; Glomeromycetes; Glomerales; Glomeraceae
Source: the annotation of a GenBank genome assembly